This is a messenger RNA of Melanaphis sacchari, 1656 nucleotides long. RefSeq names its product UBX domain-containing protein 6 (gene Gint3). Gene Ontology annotation, cellular component: cytoplasm. The record is from RefSeq and is a predicted model, not a curated record. The transcript is spliced from 7 exons. The coding region runs from base 167 to 1477 and encodes 436 amino acids. Lineage: Eukaryota; Metazoa; Arthropoda; Insecta; Hemiptera; Aphididae. Gene Ontology annotation, molecular function: protein binding.
CGCUGGUACUUUUCGAGAGUUUGCUACUGGUUCUUUUGAUAUUUGUUUGGGGCAAGUACAGUGGUGACAUUUACGAGCGCUUCCUGUCCACCGAAACUGUGGUUGAUGAACUAAGAGAAGACGUAUCCCAGUUGAAGUUGCCUAAAGCAUAUACCCCACGCAUAUAAUGAGUGAUAAACUGAAAAAAUUUUUUCAAAAAAAAAAAGCUGAUGUGAAGUUCAAAAGAGCAGGACCCGGUCAUCGUCUGGAUGAAGGCGUUGCCACAGCCAAAACUGUGGUUAAACAAGGUGAAACAUCUCGCGUCUCUAGAGUUGAGCCUACCGAUGAAGCCAAACAAGCAGCAGCUGCAGCCUUGGCCCGGUUUGAAAGUAAAAAGACUACCACCGGUCCUCUAAACAUUUCAUUGGCUGCCAUUAAAUCAAGAGCUAGAAAAGAAUUGGAAGCCGAAAGAAAAAAUGCAAACCAAAAUAUAGAUACAUUUAUAUGUUCAGAAGAAGAAAAUAAGAAUGUUGAAGUUCCUGGACCAUUAGCUACUAGUGGUAUUUUUUUCCAAUGUCCAAUGAUAGGCUUAGAAGUUUUGCCACAAGAAGAAUGGCAUAUAAAAAUAGAAGAAUUUAUUAAAGAACAAAUGAAAGAUGAUCCUAUAUUACAAUCGAUUCUACUAAUCCAAAACUGCAAUCACAAUAGAACCAAAAUUGAAGAAUGCAUUAAGUUACUAGUGACAUAUGCAGAAAAUAUCAUUAGAAAUAAGGACGAAGAAAAAUAUCGCAAAAUUAGAUUAACAAAUAAAACAUUUGUGGAAAAGGUGUUGCCAAUUAAGGGAGCAAUUGAAUUCUUAGAAUCUAUUGGUUUUGUUAAAAAAAAACUUAUGUAUCAAGAUCAAGAAGAAGAUUUCUUAGUUUUUCCUGAAGAAUGUUUGAAUAACCUAGCCUUGGUACAGACCACUGUUGAUGAUUUACAAUCGGCAGAACGCAUUCAAUUGGUCUUGGAUAGAAAUGUUCAGGUUCUUUUGCCGUCACAAGCAUCAGUAAAAGUUUCAUUACCUCCAGAGUUUUUCAUAAUGUCUACUGCUGAAUUAAAAGCAGAGUAUAAAAAAAGGAAUGAUAAACUGGAGAGUGAAAUGAUUCUAAAAACUAAAAAUAUGCGUAUGAAGGAACAAAAUAAAUACAAAUCAAAUUACAAAUAUUGUUUGAUUCGAGUUAAAUUUCCAGAUUGUUUGAUUUUACAGGGAACAUUUGGUGUCAAUGAGCACUUGUCUGAUGUUUUAGAAUUUGUCAAAGAAAGUGUAUUUGACGAACAGCGGCCAUUCAAGCUAAGACUGCCUAGUGGAAGAACUUUAGAUAAUGAGCAUGAAAAUAUGACCUUAAGCGAAUUAAACCUGGUACCUACCACUGUUUUACUCUUUACUUAUGAUCCACCUGAAAACAAUGAGGAACAUCCUUACUUAAAAGAUGAGCUCAUGGCACUGGUACAGUAACUGCAUAAAUAUUAAAUAAAUUUUAUUUUCAAAUCAAUUGUGAUAAAUUUCAAUAAUCAAUUUAAUUGUAUAUUGUUUACUUACUUUACUUGGGUACAAUCAAUGGAUAUAUUUAAUUAGUUUCUUUUUGAUUUUGUUAAUAAAACAUACCUAAUAAUUUAUUUCAUAAUUUGUGAUAA